Fukomys damarensis (Damara mole-rat) is the source of this 4430-nucleotide messenger RNA. RefSeq names its product SH3 and multiple ankyrin repeat domains 3 (gene Shank3). Gene Ontology annotation, cellular component: dendritic spine; postsynaptic density; postsynaptic membrane. The transcript has 22 exons. NCBI's taxonomy places the organism in Eukaryota, Metazoa, Chordata, Mammalia, Rodentia, Bathyergidae. Gene Ontology annotation, molecular function: synaptic receptor adaptor activity; ionotropic glutamate receptor binding. The record is from RefSeq and is a predicted model, not a curated record. The annotation marks the transcript as partial.
CAGAAGUGCCUGCGCCUGGACCCGACCGCGCCCGUGUGGGCCGCCAAGCAGCGCGUGCUCUGCGCCCUCAACCACAGCUUGCAGGACGCACUCAACUACGGGCUCUUCCAGCCGCCUUCGCGGGGCCGCGCCGGCAAGUUCCUGGACGAAGAGCGGCUGCUGCAGGACUACCCGCCCAACCUGGACACGCCCCUGCCCUACCUGGAGUUUCGAUACAAGCGGCGAGUUUAUGCCCAGAACCUCAUUGAUGACAAGCAGUUUGCAAAGCUGCACACGAAGGCGAACCUAAAGAAGUUCAUGGACUAUGUCCAACUGCACAGCACAGACAAGGUGGCCCGCCUGCUGGACAAGGGGCUGGAUCCCAAUUUCCAUGACCCUGACUCAGGAGAGUGCCCUCUGAGCCUCGCAGCCCAGCUAGAUAAUGCCUCGGAUCUGCUGAAAGUGCUGAGGAAUGGUGGCGCCCACCUGGACUUCCGCACCCGGGAUGGGCUAACUGCUGUGCACUGUGCUACCCGGCAGCGGAAUGCGGGGGCUCUGACGACGCUGCUGGACCUGGGGGCUUCACCUGACUACAAGGAUAGCCGCGGCCUGACACCUCUGUACCACAGUGCCCUGGGGGGCGGGGAUGCCCUGUGCUGCGAACUGCUUCUCCACGACCAUGCACAGCUGGGGACUACUGAUGAGAAUGGCUGGCAGGAGAUCCACCAGGCCUGCCGCUUUGGGCAUGUGCAGCACCUGGAGCAUCUGCUGUUCUACGGAGCUAACAUGGGUGCCCAGAACGCCUCAGGGAACACUGCCCUGCACAUCUGUGCCCUCUACAACCAGGAGAGCUGUGCACGUGUCCUGCUUUUCCGAGGAGCCAACAAGGAUGUCCGCAAUUACAACAGCCAGACAGCCUUCCAGGUGGCCAUCAUCGCAGGCAACUUCGAGCUGGCUGAGGUCAUCAAGACCCACAAAGACUCGGAUGUUGUUCCAUUCAGGGAAACCCCCAGCUAUGCGAAGCGGCGGCGCCUGGCUGGCCCCAGUGGCUUGGCAUCCCCUCGGCCUCUGCAGCGCUCAGCCAGUGAUAUCAACCUGAAGGGUGAGGCACAGCCAGCAGCUUCUCCUGGGCCCUCGCUUCGAAGUCUUCCCCACCAGUUGUUGCUCCAGCGGCUGCAGGAAGAGAAGGAUCGUGACCGGGAUGGUGACCAGGAGAAUGCUGGUGGCCCUUCAGCAGGCAGGGGAAGCCAGAGCAAGAUCAGGUGCCUGGUAGGCCAGAUGUGGGUGAUGGGAAAAGCUGGGAGGCUGUGGGAAGGGAAGGGAAGCAAGGGUGAAGGGUGUGGGCAGAAUGUGAGCCUGCCGUGGUGGGGAGGCAGGGGCUUCUGGCUCUGCCCUUUCCUGAUAGCCUGCCUGGCUUCUGUCCCUCCAGUGCUCAGCAUCGGGGAGGGUGGAUUCUGGGAAGGAACCGUGAAGGGCCGCACGGGCUGGUUCCCCGCUGACUGUGUGGAAGAGGUACAGAUGCGACAGUAUGACACCCGGCAUGAAACCCGGGAGGACCGGACGAAGCGGCUCUUCCGCCACUACACGGUGGGCUCCUAUGACAGCCUCACUUCACACAGCGAUUAUGUCAUCGAUGACAAGGUGGCUGUCCUGCAGAAACGGGACCACGAGGGCUUCGGCUUCGUGCUCAGGGGUGCCAAAGCGGAGACCCCCAUCGAAGAGUUCACACCCACACCGGCCUUCCCUGCGCUGCAGUACCUCGAGUCUGUGGACGUGGAGGGGGUGGCCUGGAGGGCCGGGCUGCGCACUGGAGACUUCCUCAUCGAGGUGAACGGGGUGAAUGUGGUGAAGGUUGGACACAAGCAGGUGGUAGCUCUGAUCCGCCAGGGUGGAAACCGCCUGGUCAUGAAGGUCGUGUCUGUGACAAGGAAGCCAGAGGAGGAUGGGGCUCGGCGCAGAGCCCCACCGCCUCCCAAGAGGGCUCCCAGUACCACCCUGACCCUGCGCUCUAAGUCCAUGACGGCAGAACUGGAGGAACUUGCCUCCAUUCGGAGAAGAAAAGGGGAGAAGCUGGAUGAGAUCCUGGCAGCUGCUGUGGAGCCGACCCUGAGGCCAGACAUCGCGGAUGCCGACUCCAGGGCAGCCACUGUCAAGCAGCGGCCAACCAGCCGGAGGAUCACCCCUGCAGAGAUCAGUUCAUUGUUUGAGCGCCAGGGCCUCCCGGGCCCAGAAAAGCUGCCGGGCUCUCUGCGGAAGGGGAUUCCACGGACCAAGUCUGUAGGGGAAGAUGAGAAGCUGGCGUCGCUGCUGGAGGGGCGCUUCCCGCGGAGCUCGUCGAUGCAGGACUCUGGGCGCGAGGGCCACGCCACCGUGUUCCUGUCGGUGGGCGCCAUCGAGGGCAGCCCUCCCAGUGCCGACUUGCCGUCCCUGCAACCCUCCCGCUCCAUCGACGAGCGCCUUCUGGGCGCCGGCGCCACCCCAGGCCGCGACUUGCUGCUCCCUUCUCCUGUCUCCUCUCUGAAGCCAUUGGUCAGCGGCCCAAGCCUUGGGCCCUCGGGCUCCACCUUCAUCCACCCGCUCACCGGCAAGCCCUUGGACCCCAGCUCUCCGCUGGCCCUCGCACUGGCCGCCCGAGAACGGGCCCUUGCCUCACAGGUGCCCUCGCGGUCCCCCACGCCGGUCCACAGCCCUGACGCCGACCGUCCCGGACCCCUGUUUGUGGAUGUGCAGGCUCGGGACACAGAGCGAGGGGCCCUGGCCUCGCCAGCCUUCUCUCCGCGGAGCCCGGCGUGGAUUCCCGUGCCUGCUCGCAGGGAGGCAGAGAAGGCCCCCCGGGAGGAGCGAAAGUCACCAGAGGAUAAGAAGUCCAUGAUUCUCAGCGUCUUGGACACGUCCCUGCAGCGACCAGCGGGUCUUAUUGUUGUGCAUGCCACCAGCAACGGGCAGGAGCCUAGCAGGCUGGGAGCUGAAGAGGAGCGCCCGGGUACUCCGGAGCUGGCCCCAGCCCCCAUGCAGACGGCUGCUGUGGCAGAGCCCCUGCCCAGCCCGCGUGCACAGCCCCCUGGCGGUGCCCCAGCAGACUCUGGGCCAGGCCAGGGUAGCUCUGAGGAGGAGCCGGAGCUGGUGUUUGCUGUGAAUUUGCCCCCUGCCCAGCUGUCCUCCAGUGAUGAAGAGACCAGGGAGGAGCUGGCCCGCAUUGGUCUGGUCCCCCCCCCUGAAGAGUUUGCCAAUGGGAUCCUGCUGGCUACUCCACCCCCUGGCCCGGGCCCCUCGCCCACCACGGUGCCCAGCCCGGCCUCAGGGAAGCCCAGCAGCGAGCCACCCCCCGCCCCAGAGUCAGCCGCUGAUUCUGGGGUAGAGGAGGCUGACACUCGAAGCUCCAGUGACCCUCAUCUGGAGACCACAAGCACCAUUUCCACAGUGUCCAGCAUGUCCACCCUGAGCUCAGAGAGCGGGGAGCUCACUGACACCCACACCUCCUUCGCUGAUGGACACACUUUUCUACUCGAGAAGCCACCAGUGCCUCCCAAGCCCAAGCUCAAGUCCCCGCUGGGGAAGGGGCCGGUGACCUUCAGGGACCCGCUGCUGAAGCAGUCCUCGGACAGUGAGCUUAUGGCCCAGCAGCACCAUGCCGCCUCUGCCGGGCUGGCCUCUGCCGCCGGGCCUGCCCGCCCUCGCUACCUCUUCCAGAGAAGGUCCAAGCUAUGGGGGGACCCCGUGGAGAGUCGGGGGCUCCCUGGGCCUGAAGACGACAAACCAACUGUGAUCAGUGAGCUCAGCUCCCGCUUGCAGCAGCUGAACAAAGAUACACGCUCCCUGGGGGAGGAACCAGUUGGCGGCCUGGGUGGCCUGCUGGACCCUGCCAAGAAGUCACCCAUCGCAGCAGCUCGCUGCGCAGUGGUCCUGAGCGCCGGCUGUGUAAGUGAGCAUGCCCAUCCCAUGCCUCUCGCAGUCCAUGUGCUGUGCCUGGCUGCUUGGGUCUGCUUUGCAUGGCUGUGUGGGGUUUGGUGCCACCAAUGGCCCAUAGUAAGGGGUAGGAUGGGAGUAAGGGUCUGUGGGCACGGUUUCCUCUGGAGCAGUCUCUCCAGGCAGGCCUUGGGCAUGACCAGGUAGAGGUGGGCUGGGUUCUAGCAGGUGAGGCUGGGAAGUGAGGUGCCAUCUUCCUGUGCGCAUGCCUGUGUGUCUGCAUGUGUGCUGUCUCCCUGUCACUUCUGCUGCAUGCCUGCGACCCCUAUGGACACACUGCUGUUGUGCAUUGUCUGUAGGAAGCUGCCUUCACACUGUGAUGUGCAAUGCUCACCCCUGCACGUGCUCUUUCCCGUGUGGGUGUGCGAGUUGUCUGGUGUCUCUUGACACCGGAGACCUGCUAAGUCAUGUUACUCCUGGCCAUUUUCAUGGCCCAGCCUUCCUCCUGCCAGUCCCAGUCUCUGGGUCUUCUCCACAGCACAGAG